This is a messenger RNA of Acanthoscelides obtectus, 568 nucleotides long. The record is from the annotation of a GenBank genome assembly. NCBI's taxonomy places the organism in Eukaryota, Metazoa, Arthropoda, Insecta, Coleoptera, Chrysomelidae.
AUGCCUCCAAAAAAAAAGAAAGCAAUGGAAUGCAGAAGCGAUGAAGAGGGCAGUAGAAGCAGUUAAGAACAAGGAAAUGGGAACUCUCAAGGCGCCUAAAGCAUUUGGCGUGCCCAAAAGCACACUGAUUGAUUAUGUAAUAAGUAAGAAACCGGUUGAUACAUUACUUGCUAUCAAAUUAGACAGAAAACCUACUUUAACAAAUGAACUUGAAGAAGCACUAGUUGAGUAUGCUCUCGAAAUGGAAAGAAGGUAUUUUGGUCUCCGAGCGUCAGAUGUAAGAAGACUAGCCUUUCAGCUGGUGAUACGUAAUGGGCUUAAGCAUCCUUUUUCUUGCCGAAGUGCCGCUGCUGGAAAAAAAUGGUUGAAAUCGUUCAUGUCAAGACACCCAAAAUUGUCUUUCCGAAAACCACAGGGAAUUUCUGCAGCCCGUGUUAAGGGUUUUACAAAAGAGAAUGUUCAAGCAUUUUUCAACAUCCUUGGUAGCGUUUUGCCAAAAGUUGGCUUUAAUCCAGCAGCAAUCUAUAAUGUUGAUGAGACUGGUAAGGAGGCUACACAAGCCUUCUAG